Molecule: messenger RNA, 531 nt
Organism: Oppiella nova
Lineage: Eukaryota; Metazoa; Arthropoda; Arachnida; Sarcoptiformes; Oppiidae
Source: the annotation of a GenBank genome assembly
UCUAAUCUUUUAUCGGGUGCUUACCCUCCAAAUCAAAAGGAUUGGCAGUGGGGUAACAAAUCGGACGCAUCGUUAGGUCUCGUAUGGCAGCCGUUCCCAAUCGAGACAUACAUGCCAAAGGACCAAGAUCUCGUAUUGAAUAGUGGCAAGGAUUGCAAAAUUGUUGACCAAGAGUUGGAUAAAAUAUUCAACAGAAGUGAUGUAAAAGAGUUUGUAAAACGAAACCAAGAGUUAUAUAAGAAUAUGAGUCAUAUUGUGGGCAAAACUAUAGACUUCAUUGAUAAGGCAAGUGGUGUGCACGGGGUACUGGAUAUUGAAAUGUCAUACAAUCACUACUGGACUCAUGUGUGGACUAAAGCACAAGAGGAACAGAUAGUCAAACAGUUAUACGAAUCGCAUAUUGAGGCAUACCGUUUAAGAGGGGACAGUCCUAUCAUUCAACGUCUAAGAGCCGGUGGUUUAGUAAAGGAAAUCAACAAAAACUUUGAAAGAGUGUUGAAUAAUACAAAUACAAAGAAAGAAAGUCAAUAA